Molecule: messenger RNA, 3669 nt
Organism: Limulus polyphemus (Atlantic horseshoe crab)
Lineage: Eukaryota; Metazoa; Arthropoda; Merostomata; Xiphosura; Limulidae
Product: atlastin-2-like
Exons: 15
Coding region: 195-1838 (547 amino acids)
Biological process (GO): endoplasmic reticulum organization; protein homooligomerization
Molecular function (GO): GTPase activity; GTP binding
Source: RefSeq, a predicted model, not a curated record
ACGUCACUGUACAUAUAAAUGUUGUUUAUUAAUAUAUUUAUCCAUAUUUUGUCGAAAAAAUAUAAAAACGUUAAGAUUUCUUCGUACAACGAUAUUCUGCACAAGAACGCUACCCACGUUUUUUUUUUUAAUGUUGAGAUAUUAAAACGUCGUGGAAACUUGCAGCCUACGAAAAGGUUAGAAACAGAGAGAAAAUGAAAGGCAGACCAGUCCAGAUAGUGGUGUCUGGUGAAGAUCAUUUAUUUGAACUUGAUGAAAAGUCUUUAGAAUCUAUACUACUGCAAGAACACAUUCGUGACAAGCAUGUUGUUGUGGUUGCUGUUGCUGGUGCUUUUCGGAAAGGAAAAUCGUUCCUAUUGGAUUUCUGCCUUCGAUAUAUGAAAGCUGAGGGAUCACCAGAUUGGAUGGGAGAUGAUGAAACUCCUCUUACAGGUUUCUCAUGGCGAGGUGGUUCAGAAAGAGAUACCACAGGCAUUCUCCUUUGGGAUGAAGUCUUUCAAGUCAUACUCCCAAGUGGAGAAAAGGUGGCAGUGCUGUUAAUGGAUACUCAGGGUGCUUUUGACAGUGAAUCAACUGUAAAGGAUUGUGCCACAGUUUUUGCUUUAAGCACUAUGACUAGUUCUGUCCAGGUAUAUAACUUGUCUCAAAACAUCCAGGAAGAUGAUUUACAACACUUACAAUUGUUUACUGAAUAUGGAAAACUAGCCCUAGAAGACACAAGUGAAAAACCAUUUCAGAAACUUAUGUUUUUGGUUAGAGAUUGGAGUUAUCCUUAUGAAGCAUCUUAUGGAACUGAGGGUGGUCAAAAAAUCCUAGAUAGGAGGUUACAGAUUUCUGAAAGGCAACAUCCAGAACUUCAGCAAUUAAGAAGACAUAUUCGUUCUUGUUUUUUGGAUAUUGGAUGUUUUCUGAUGCCUCAUCCAGGCUUAAAAGUUGCAACAAAUCCUCAUUUUGAUGGACGUUUAGCAGAUAUUGAAACAGACUUUCAAAAUCAGCUGAAAGUUUUAGUGCCUUUACUUCUUGAUCCAAAGAAUUUAGUCUUAAAAGAAAUAAAUGGACGUAAAAUUACUUCCAGGGAACUUGUGGAGUACUUCAAGGCUUACACAAAUAUUUUCAGAGGAGAUGAACUUCCAGAACCAAAAUCCAUGUUAGAGGCAACAGCUGAAGCCAACAAUCUUGCUGCAGUGGCCAGUGCUAAAGAUCAUUAUUGUUCUGGAAUGGAAAAGGCUUGUGGUGGAGAACGUCCUUACCUCAAUUCUCGAAUAUUAGAGGAGGAUCACUUGCGACUUCGAGAGAAAUCCUUGGAGAUAUUCCAUACCACAAGAAAGAUGGGUGGAAAUGAAUUCUCCCAACAGUAUGAGGAAAUGUUGGAAAAGGAAAUUCAAGAAGCUUUUGAGAACUUCCAUAAGCAUAAUGAAAGUAAAAAUAUCUUUGCUGCAGCACGCACACCAGCCACUCUGUUUGCAUUGGUGUUAAUGAUGUACUUUUUUUCUGUGAUAUUUGGUAUCCUGGGAGUGUACUCUAUGGCAAAUUUUUCCAAUCUGUUGAUGGGUAUCACAUUGGUUACACUCUGCACUUGGGGUUAUGCUAGGUACAGUGGAGAAAUGCAUGAAUUAGGAUGUCAGAUAGACAUUUUGGCAAAUCAUAUAUGGGAAAAUGCUCUUUCUCCUGUAUACAAGAGGAUAACCUCUGACAAUUUUUUGCAGAUGCCAAACUCAACAAUGUUGAAUAAUGUUCCUUCAUCUUCAGUAAAUGGCAGAAAAAAAAAUCUUAAUAUAAGCCUACAAAAAUAUCUUGCUCAGUUUAGCAGGUGUGGGAAACUUGUUAAAUUUAUUUAGUUUUGUUAAUGAGAAAUGUUUUUUUGUGUGGGAGUUAAUAAUUCUAUACCUGUGAUGCCUUGAUAGUGGCUUGAAUCCUAAUUAUAUUAUUCUUUCAUCAUUAAUUAUUUCCUCCCUGAUGUGUAAUUCUUUCAUUCUUUUUCAAUAUGCCUUAAUGUAGAAACACUAAUAAAAUGUCUAUGGAAUAUUCUAGUUUUCUGUAUUGUAACUACAAACAAUAUUAAUUUGAAUUAGAAUUGUAUCUUGCCAUUCAAUGACGUGUCUAAAUAUUUCUAUGUUGUAAUGAAUCAAGGAUUGUACAUCUUAGUUAUCUGUAAAUCAUAAAAAUUCAUUAAGAUAUUCUAAAUUAAGUUUGUUAUUGUUGCUGGAAUUUUAGUGAAGUACAAGUUUAACCUUUGUACAUGUAAUUUUUCUCUCCUAUGCUUAAGCCUGGAAUUUUGUAUGUUUGGGUAAUGACCCUUUUAAGUACUAAUUUCAUAAUAUAUUUAAAAUGAAAGAUCUGUGGCUUCCAUAGUUUUGUGAUAAAAAUUGGUAGUAUAAAAGUUUAUCUCCUUUAUAUUGUGAGUGCAUUUAUUUUAGUAACACACAUGAAAAUACCAUAACACUGGACUUUAAAACAUUUGCUGAAAUACACAUCUAGUUGCUAAAUCAACCUUAUAAGUGUGUGUGAAGUGUCAGUCAGGGAGAUAAAGGGUUUGAAAAAUUAAUAUUCUUUAUUUUUAUGUAAUGGUUGUAUGAAAUAUCUGUAGUUAACAUCUUUAGUAAUGAAAAUCCAGUCUUUUUGAAAUCUAACCUAAAUUAAUCAUACGGUUUGUUUUUAGUGUUAUAUUAUCUAUAAAUAAAAACUAACUUCUGCAGUCUUAAAGAAUUCGUCUCCAUAAUCAUUUUAAGCAGUGGAAAUGUUUUAAAGAUACUGGUAAAAUGCAUUGUUAUUAUCUCAGCUGAAAAUUUUACAUUUUGCAUGUAUUACACAUUCCCAUAUAGUAUUUAACAUUACUUUAAAAUUAUACAAAUAGAACAACUGUUAAAAAGAAUUACAGUUUACUUAAGAACGAAAACAAAAGUAAUGUUGUUGUUAUCUAGAACAUAGCUCAAAAAGGCUACUAAGCUUUAAGUUUUUAAUUAUUCUAAAAAUAUGCUUUUGUAACUACGUGUUUUUUCAGAUAGUCUCUUUUAAAUUUAUUGCAGUAUUUUUAGUGCAUCUAAAUACUUCAUUAAUAUUUAAGUCUUACAACUUGGAAAUUUAAUGUUCAUAAUGUGAUCACAUGACAUAAUUUAAAAAUUAAGGGUUAGAUCAGAAAAGCGUACAAAAGUUUGUGCCUAAAAGAGUUGUUAAUGUUUUGUAGAAAAUGUGAAGUGCAGAUGUGUAAAUACUUGAAGUUUCAAACCUUAAAUAUAUUAUGUUCUUUUAUUCAUAUAAAUGAUAAAUUUCAGGUAAAGCUGAGCAUUCAAAGGUUGUUUUUUAAAGGAAUAAAUGAUAUUUUUUCUGGAACAAGCUGUACAGUAGCAUAUAAAUGCAUCGUUUAAUUUUGUUUCAACAAAGAUUGAUCUACAUAUAGCCACUGAAUUUUGAAGAAAGUUUAAAAUAUAUUGCUAUAUAAACACACAUUACUGUUUAUAGUCUUGUUUGUUAUGUUGCUGUUCAGUUUUUGGGGGAAAAUAUUUAAAAAAAUAUGUAUUUCUUCAAAAUGUGAUUUAUGAUUAUCUGGAUCAGUUACAUAAACCCAAACCUACCAUUUCAUUUCAUUGUGAUAUCAAAAUUUUGAUGUAUGUUUGUUUUUGUUUAUUUUCUAACUUAGCCAGCUUAUUUUAUAAACUAUGUUUUUAAUGA